Molecule: messenger RNA, 2076 nt
Organism: Rotaria sp. Silwood1
Lineage: Eukaryota; Metazoa; Rotifera; Eurotatoria; Philodinida; Philodinidae
Source: the annotation of a GenBank genome assembly
AUGAGUUUUACAGUUUUAAAUAGAAAUCUACGUAAAUAUGAUGAUCGUACAUUAUCCGGUCUUUUACGUACUGGCUUACUCGAUGCAGCUGAUGUGGAAAUUGAUAUUGAGAAGUGUAUCGAACCCGAAAUAAUUGAAUGGCUUAUAAAUUACGAUUGUGACACUUCAGCACAACCGAUAGGAAUUUUUUUUACAUUACUCACAGUACUUGCACAUGUUGCUCAUAAUAUCACUAUAUUACAAUGGAAUAAGAUUCGAAAAAAUUUAAACAUUUAUUCAUUUAUAUUAGGAAUCAGUGGUGCUUGUAAAUCAGGAUUCGUCCGACCGGUACGAGCUGCUUAUACUGCUAUGAUAGAUUUUUUACGACAAUAUAAUCUUGGUGAUCCAGAUUCAUACAAUAGCCUUGUCGACACAUUUACUACAGCUGGUCUUUACGAUCAAUUAGUGCAAUCUACUGAUGUACUCGUAUUACAAGAAGAAAUCGAUACAACACUGAAUAAUAUGGGUUUUUAUGUUAAUAGUGGAAAUGAUGGUCGGCAACUUCUUUGCUCUUUGUGGGAAGGUUUAGAUGAUAAUAAAAAAACUAAAAGUUAUCGACAAAAUAUACGCCGAUCUCAUUUGACUCUAUGUGGAGCUUCAACUGGAAAAUUAUUCACUCCAUUGAUUCGUGAAUGCUUGGAUGAUCUUCCUACUGAUGGAGUGAUAGAUCGAUGUUUAAUACUUGUUGUCCCAUAUUCAAGAUUUACACGUGAUUUAUUACAACCAAGAGAUCUUAGAAAACCAACAAUCACACAAAUAUUAUUGUGUGCAUCGAUUUUAGGACAAAGAGAACUCAUGUUUGAUGACGAUGCUUAUAAUACUAUAAAUGCUUAUACAGAUGAUCUUACUCAUCGAGCAGCUACUUUCUAUCGUACAAGUCCACGAUUCACAUCCUAUCUUGCCAAGCAACCACCUCAAGUUAUUAAAUUAUGUGGUCUAAUGACUAUUAUUCAUACUAUAACAACUGUUUUAAGACGCAUAAAUGUAAACCUAUCGGACGAGACAGAUCAUGGAUUGACUUUAGCAUUCUAUAAUGAAGUACAAAUGAUUGUACGACAAAGAGUUCCUUAUGUUAUUACAGUAACACAAAAUAUUGUUGAUCGAGCUAUAUAUUUACAUGGAUUUUUGUACGAACAAUCUGAACGUUUACUGCAUCUUAAUACACAUCAAAAUGAUAAUAUACCACAAAUAAAAUUGACUGGAGAUCAACUUCAAAAACAUCUAAUGCGAGAAAUUUUAAUGAUGCGCAACCUUAUUAUUAUGACAAAUGCAAUCUUUUCUAUUCCUGGUAAACAUAAUUAUUUUGAAAAAUUUAUAUUCAAGAUUUUAGGAAUAAGUCACGUUCAUCGAUUGCUUGUUAAAAAUGCACUUCAACAACUAGUUACUGAACAUCUUCUAUUAGCGGAUUAUUAUGUAUUAACAAGUACUAAUCGUCCAAUAUUUUGUUACAUAAAAGUAGUUCCAAAAAUGAAUAAUCUUGUUGAUCGAGAAAUAUUAGCCGAGAAACUUCAACAACAUAACAUAUCUCUUGAGGAAUACAUGAUAUUGAAUAAUAGUUACACCUUAACAAAAGGUAGUCGACUUCAUCAAUCAGCACUAAAAAUCCUUUCAAUGCCAUCUUAUGUUGCCGUAAGUGGUGGACCAUAUGAUCAACAGUUAAAUUUUGAAAGACCAUCGGUUGUGCGAAAUUCUCAUCAAAAUAACUCGUACUCGCCGAAUAUAACCACCACACAACAACAUACACAACAUCAACGUUCACUCUGUUUAUCUGAUACACAACGUUUACAGCAAACAUCAGUAUUAAAUAAAGGAAACAAACGUUCUAUUUCAGCUGCCUUCGUAGAAUCAGAUGAUUCAAUCAGUCACUCACAAGAUACAAAUCGUAUAUCAAACCAUAACAUUGAACGAAAUACAAUAAGAAGUACAUUUUCAAUCACGUCUAUAUCAUCUGAAGAAAUAUGUACACCAAUAUCACGUACAACAUGUAAUGAAGGUUGUCUUUCAACUAUUUUAUAUGCAAAUAUAUGCAUAUAUUAA